Hypomesus transpacificus is the source of this 11272-nucleotide messenger RNA. It is a transcript of the gene znf318, whose product is annotated as zinc finger protein 318. The record is from RefSeq and is a predicted model, not a curated record. Gene Ontology annotation, biological process: negative regulation of DNA-templated transcription; positive regulation of DNA-templated transcription. NCBI's taxonomy places the organism in Eukaryota, Metazoa, Chordata, Actinopteri, Osmeriformes, Osmeridae. Bases 222 to 10628 code for a protein of 3468 amino acids. Gene Ontology annotation, molecular function: nucleic acid binding; zinc ion binding. The transcript has 29 exons. Gene Ontology annotation, cellular component: nucleoplasm.
GGCCGAAUGGACCACCGCAAGGGGGUUGGGGACCAGGCGGACCACCAGCACCAGAUGUUUGGGGGCCUGGUGGACCCCCUCCAGGAGGUUGGGGACCAGGCAGACCACCACCAGGGGGGUGGGUGCCUGGGGGACCUCCACCAUCAGGUGGCUGGGGACCGGGUGGGCCGCCACCAGAUGGAUUCUACGGUGUUCCCGAUCCAAAUUAUGUUGGUAAUCCAAUGGCUGGUAAUCCUCAAAUUCCCCCAAUGGGUUAUGGACCCAUGUCAGGCCCACCAGAUCCUCAAGGAUUUGCACCAAUGCCUAUGAUGCCAGGCUAUGGACCAGUGGGUGAAUAUGGUGCAGUGGCCAAUUAUGCCACUAUCCCUCCUCCGACAUGGCCAACUGAGGCCAGCACUUGUGUUCCAUCAAACCAAGAAGUAAUUGUCAACCCUACCCCAGACCAGCCAGCAUGGAUUAAAGCCUUGAUAUCUGGCCCGGAAAGCACUGAGAAAACCACUGAGUCCAAAUCUGCGAAAGAGUCAAACCAGCCCAAGGAUGAGUCCAAGCAGCCCAAGGAUGAGUCCAAGGCCAGCACAAAGAAGGCUAAACCACAAGGACUACUUGGGACAAGAACCUUUGACAAGCCUCCUCCUGGAAGAUCCACAGGGAUAAUUUCAUUCAUUGGGCCAAGCUACGGUUUUAUUGAAAGAGAGGACCUAAAGAAAUUCACCUUUAGCUUUGAUGCUUUUUUUGGGAGUCGAAAAGCAUUGGCACCAGGUGUCAGAGUUCACUUUACAGCAUGCAAAGAGAUGUCUAAUGAGAUUGCCACUGAUGUGAAAGUGGCCCCGGGUGGAACUGAGAAUGUUGACACUGAGAUAUACGAAGGAGUUGUCAUCGAAAGUUAUACUGAAGCGCAGAUUGGUGUAAGGCAGAAACCCGGAUAUAUAGAAGUCAAUGUUGGUCCUGAGAAAUCCAAGUUGCCUUACGAGAAACGGGACUGCACGGUCACUCUGUUGGCAGGGGACCAUGUUCUGAUCAAUCUGUUAAACGACAUAGUUACCCAGAACAAGAGAGCCACCAACAUCAAGCCAAAGAUCCCUGCCACGUUUAAACAUACAGAGGAGAAAAGAGAAAAGGGUGCUAUCUUGAACAUAAAGGACACAGAAGGUAUUAUUGUGUCAGAGGACCACCCUAACCUGCCCUUUGACCUGACUGAAAACCUGGGUGAUACAGAGUUCAGCCCCACAGAUGAAGUGGAGUUCACUGUCACCUCAUUUAAGGAGAAAAAGAAGGCUAUUCGAGUCAGAAAGCUAAAAGGAGGAUCCGUGAAAUUAGAUUCUGAGACCCAAAGUGUGCUGGAGGAGGUCAAGGAAAAAGAGGAAAUCAAGAAGAAAGAAGAGGUUGCUCUAGCCAAAGACAAGUGGAAGCCAGUAAGCUCGGAGUUGCCACCUGUGAUGACAGAGGUUGUGGAGGACAUCAGUAAGGAACAGUAUGAGGGAACAGUCCUUAAAGCUAUCCUCAAGAAUACUCAGCAGCUGCCAGCAGAGGGACAAGAGUCUGAGAAGGGCAGGUUGGUGAUGACACUGGCAGGUGAACAGAAGCAGUUAACGUUCGAGGCACAAGACAUUCGGACCGCCGCCACCAUGUUGGACGGCGAUAAGAUCAAGUUCAACAUCUCGACCCACAGAGAAACCAAGAAAGAGCGGGCCGUCAACAUAAAUAUUUCCCCAGAAACAUUUGCGGAAUCAACUGAACAACGUCGAACGGGUAUGGUGGUGGAGAUCGAGGACCUGUCUGGGGUCAUUAAAUGCCAGCAAAACCCUCAGCUUUUUUUCCACAUGACUGAAGUGAUGGAGUUUAAAAAACUGGAGCUCAACGAAAAGGUGGAGUUCAGCGUCAUUCCACAUGAAACGGCGGAAGGUGGGAGUCAGGCAAUCAGGAUCAAACGUCUGACUGAAAGAGUCUUCCUCCCUGUGCCCAAGCUAGGGGGAGUAGGAACCCAAAAAAUAAAGAAGCAAAUGACUAUCAAGCUGAUGAAGGAUUCUACCACCAAUCUCGAUGACAAGGGUAAACCAGAGGACAUGAAAACAAAACUUCCAACCGAGUCCGACAAAAUGAAAGCCGUUGUCAAAACCCUGAGGUCAAAGGACAACAAGCCCAGCACGGGACGUAAAGACAGCGACAGCAGCCGGCGGCGAAACCAGCACAGCAAGAGCCGCAGCAGGAGUCCCGUUAAAGACGCGUUCGGCCGCCACAAGAGAGCGCCGAGCUUGAGCCGGGAGCAAGAUAGACACAGCAGGCCCAGGCGCAGUCGGAGCAGGGAGAGGUCGCGCAGACGUAGCCGCAGUCGCAGCAGGAGCCGGAGCAGAAGCCGGAGCAGGGAGAGAAGGGUCUCCAAGGGACGCAGUAGCAGGGAGUAUGAGGGCAGCGGUCAGAGGAGGAGCCGGGACUCCAGCCUGCCUCCAGGGGAACCCAGGCACGGCGGGGGAGUGGACCAUGAGCUCGCCAGGAAGAAAAGGGAGCUUGAGGAACUCAAUGAUAUGAUCGCUCGCCGUAAAGCCAUGGUGACCAUGCCGCCGAGGGGAGGCAUCAUGGAUAUGAGGCCAAUGGAAAAGACCUGCAUAGACUACGACCAUGGCAGGAUCGCUGUCCCAAUCACAGAAUUCAAGCCAGUGAAAUCCAUUCUGAAGAAACGCACUGAAAGUGUUUCUGGGCCUUUGUUCCCAAUUAAGAAUGAACCCCCUGAUCAUGACCAGUACCAAUACAACCCACCUACACUUGACCAUAUUCAGUCAUUUGAUUCACCAGAGCAAAGCCAUCUUUUGUAUCCCCAGAGAUCCAGUAAAAUGUCAUAUUAUGACGAUUCCCCAUAUGAACAAAGUCAACAAACUUCGGCACAGGAUCAUUUUUAUCAAAACCAGUCUCUUCAAGAACAUUUUGCUCCUGUCAACACACACUCUACUUAUCAGUUUCCCCCAAGUCAACCUAAUCCCAGUCAACCCCCUCCAAAUCAACUGUCACCUCAGCAAACUCCACCUAGCCCAUCUCCUCCAUGCCAAUCUCCCCCUGGUCAGCCUUCCUCCAAACAGAAUCCACAAAGCCUCCUUUCCAGCCAGUCCACCCUCCAUCCAAUUAUCCCUAAACAACCUUCCCCUGGCCCGUCUUCAUCCAGUAAACGUAAUUCCUCUCCUCCCAGCCAAAAGUCAUCCCCUGAAGAAAAACGUAACUUGACCACCCAGAUCAGCAGAUUUCUUAACAUCCUUAACAAAGGCGUGGACGCCAGUCUUUUCUCGACAAUAGUUCCGGAUGCUCAAGAUGGGAUUUCAGUGUUGGCAGAGAACACCCAGGUAGUGCCACAGAGCCACCCUGAGCUAAAUACUGACAAAUACGACCCUUACAGUGUGAAAGAGGCAGACCCCGAGAAGACAUUCAGUUUCAGCCGUGACGUAUUAAAAACUCCUGAUGAACACGAUAGCUGCAAAACUACUGACCACAGUCAGGAUGAUCUGUUGCCGCAUGAGAGAGCUAUCCAAGAUGGUAGUGGAUUUUCUCGAAUACUGAGCAUGGCGCAGGAGAAAUAUUCUCCCAGUGCCUACCAGAAAGCAACCGACAUGGAUGAAGACAAGUUCCUCUACCAUGGUAAGGCCUCUGCAGCUGAUGGUGAACACUACAAAAGGUCCUCUGGGUCAAGAGAAAGGCAGAAACCAGUGAGGGAAGGCAAGAAAUUGAGUCCAACGAGACAAACCAGGGAGGGUAGUACCAGCAAAUCUGAGCAUUUUGACAAGAUCCAGAGCCUUCUCCGCACCAUCGGCCUGAAUCUUGACACAGGAGAGGUCUCCAAGCUGGCAGACAGGACCCAGGAGAGACUCUAUGGCCGAACAGAGAAAUCGUCUUCAGAGCGCUCAGAUAGAGAGCGGGAACACUCGUCAUCGAGGAGAGAUGAUCAACAUCGGAGUCGAACACGCUCCGCUGACUCUGAAAAUCUCCGGUCCAUCUCCCCUGCAAGGUUUUCCAGUCGGAAACCAUACUCCAGCUACGAGCCUACAUCCGAAUAUAGUGGGUUCCUUGACCAGAAAGAAGAGGAAGCCUUGGAGAAGGCUAGACAGAUGCAGAGCCUCACCAAGACUGUGAGGAACGCACCCGAACAGACGAUGCCCAUCACCCCUCCCUCUAACCCCACCCCUGUCACGUCUUCAUCGUCACUGUACCCAGAUCAACUGCCUGGCUAUUCUUAUUCCACACCUGACUAUGGCUGGCACCAGGGGGCUAGCACACAGUAUCCCAUACCACCAACCUCUGCUGCUCCGUCCUCAUGUCAACAGGCACCUGGGUUGUACCAGCAAGCACAAUACUCUUCCUACGUUGGACACACAUCUAGCCUGCCUACCCAUUAUUAUGGGCAGCCUCCAGCAGGUCCUCCCCCCGUAUCUCCUUAUCCAUUACAUUCUUUAGCUCCCAUAGUUCAGUCUACUUCCCUUGCAAAACCUCAACAAGUAAAUACCUUGAUACAGGUUACGCCGUCGACUCCCACAAGUGAUGACUCCAAGCAGACGGUUGUAGUCACAUCCAUCUCUAGAUGCCUCAAGGUCAUUGAAACUGUCAAAACCAAGACUGUACAGAAAGAGUUGCCUAAACCAGGGAAGGUGGUCCAGUUCAAUUUGCAGUCUUCCGAGGCAGCACAGCCGCAUGCUGGAUCAACCGUGGGUAAACAAGCCUCGUCGGGAACAGAGGAUGAUAUCGAGGCCAAACAAAAAAAACGGCUGGAACAAUUUAACCAGAGGAUGAUGGAGAAGAGUAAGCAACAAUUUACCCAGAGGAUGAUUGAUAGGCAGCAAAUGAAGGAUGUGCGGGCUCGAACCAAAAAUCUGAACAACCCACCAGGCAAAGUUAUCAGCACCGAGCCUAAGAACAUAUGGAUUUGUGGUCACUCCCUUAUUUAUUGGGCAGAGAUGAGGGCCAAGUCACCCGAGGUAGGUAUGCAGCUGGGCAUGGACCCCAGCAGUGUGGUUGUGUGGUGGAAGGGCAUGCAGGGCAUGACAUGGCCACAGCUCCUGCCCCAGUUGCUCCAGCUGAAGAUCAAGUGGCCUAACCCAGAUGUGAUCAUCAUGCACCUGGGUGGCAAUGAUCUGGGCACCGAUAGCCCUACUGACCUUCUAGCCUCUGUGAAAAAAGACCUGACCUCCAUGAGAAGUAUUUUCCCACAAUGCCUGUUGGUCUGGUCAGAUAUCCUGCCCCGGAGGGUCUGGAGGCACUCCGACGAUAGUCUUGAAGUGGACCUGGUCAGAGCCACCGUCAACCGCAGGGUUCACAGCAUUAUAGCUGAGCUAGGUGGCACUGCUCUUACCCAUGACAACAUCAGGUGUGGUACUGAUACAGGCCUGUACAGGCCUGAUGGAGUUCAUUUGUCUGGGAAAGGUAUUGAUACCUACAACCUGAACCUGCAGGACUUUCUGGAGAAGUGGGAGAUGGAGGCAAAUAAUGAGCUAGCUAAAAUGUACGGAGGUCGGCCUCCACCUCGAGAUGAAUAUCCUCCGUACAAAGGCCAUGGUCCCUCGCCCCGAGGUUCGCAUACUGGACCCGGGCGGCCCUAUACUCGGCCCAUUACAAGGGAUGAUAGAGGUAGGCCACGGGCUCCGGUACAUCACGGAUACCAAGACCAUGGAUCUGCCGACACAUACAGACGUUCUCCGCCACGCAGGAGGUACGCUUCCCCGGAUCCAGGAAGUGAUAGACGACCAGGCGGUGAAUAUUGGGGCAGCGUUCCUCCUAGAGAAAGAUCCCCAUCACCUCCCCGUGGUAGGAUCCCCAUAGACCACAGUCUGGUGAUUACGGUGGGCAAUGAGCGGACCGGACCUGGAACUGUGCCCCCUCGGAAUUCCAUACCUUAUGAUAGAGAUUACACACCAAGACCUGCUUAUGAUGGGCCUGAUGACCAUGGACAAAGAAGGCGAAGUCCAAGCAGAGGGAGAAGCCGACCGCAAAGUCGCAGUCCAGUGGCUGGGCGGAGCAAGAGUCGUCCUCGAAGUCACAGUGGGAGCCCUAAUAGAAGCAGGGCAAGAAGCCGAGCGAGGAGCAAGAGCCGUCCUCGCAGUCACAGCGGGAGCCCUAAUAGAAGCAGGGCAAGAAGCCGAGCGAGGAGCAAGAGUCGUCCUCGCAGUCACAGCCGCAGUCGCAGCCCUGACCGUAGCAGGGCCAGGAGCCGUGCAAGGAGCAUGAGCCGGCCUCAGUCCAGGUCCAGGAGCAGGAGUCUGGAAAAGAGCCGAGGACGUAGUGUGAGCCGAGCCCAGAGUACGAGCCGGGCCCAGAGCAGAGGGAGAAGUGUGGGCAGGAAAAGGAGUAGCAGUCGCAGUGUCAGUACCAGUAGCACCAGCAGUAGUCGGAGUUCCAGUGUAGCCAAGAAGCCUGACGAGUUCAAGGAGCUGGAUAUGGCACGACGCCGUAAGGAGUUAGAGGCUUUGCUCAACAGGCCCACCAAAUCCAUACUGAAGAAACGUGUUGACUCGGAGGACUCCCCUGUAUCAGUGCAGAAUAUCGAGUCUCCUAGAGUCCCUUUAGAUGCGACUAUGUCCAGAGAGGCAGAACGCUUCCUGACUGCAGUUAAAGGCAUGGAACCCAGCAUGUUAGCCUCUAUGUUGGGAGAGUUGAGAGAUGAUCCUCACAUGGUCCAGAGUGCUAGUCUUAACCCUGCACUCUCCGGGAUCCUUGGCCUCCUGGAAGGAGUUGCUGGACAGCAGGAUGGUAAAAAGAACACCGACAUUGAAGAUGAGGAGAAAUUCCUAUAUGGAGAUGAGGAUGAUUCAACAGAGAGAUCCAGACCUCAAAUAGAAGCUCCCCAACAGUCGGAGAUCUAUGGUGAUACAGAGAAUGCACUCUAUGAGGAUCCUGCAUCCCAUCAUGAUGUGUUGAAAAAAGAAUACUGUGCCCCGGGAGUGGCCCAACCACAACUACUGGGCCAGGCUGCUAGUGGAGAACAUGCGUCCCGCGGCCAUCAACAACAGCAGGUGGAUAUGAGGUACCACAGCAGAUCUUCUAUCACCCCAGACCAAAACAUCAGGAUUGAAGUUCCUAACCUUGGCUACCCACCAGGGACAGGCCCACUUGAAGAGAAUGAGAGACAUGAAGUGGAGGAGUAUGAGAAGAUCCAGGACUUGCUCAAAACCAUUGGAUUGGACCUUGGUGUGACUGAGAUCAGCAAAAUGGCUGCCAGGACUCAGGAACGCCUGCAUGGAAAGAAGCCCCCACCAAAGACCCCCACCCGCCGCCCGGAGAAGAGACGCCAUCAUGAUUCUUCAGACAGUUCAGACAGUGGCGGGUAUCAUCGUAGGCGCAAGACCCAUAGUCGGAGUGGGAGUUCUAGCAGCAGCAGUCGAAGCCGAAGCCUGAGCAGUGACUCCGGAUCUAAGAGGCGGAAGAAGCCGCCCCCAUCUAACAGGGGGCGUGGCCAUGGAAAGGCUCAAAGCUCCAAAGAGAAAUCUGUGUCUGAAUCAGUGACCCAGUCUACUGAUCCAAAAGCAAUGAUGGCUCACCCAGCUCACGCCAUGUCUGCCUACCCACAAGCCCAGCCACAUGGUCUGAUCGCUCCAAACUAUCCACCCCCUGGAUAUGGUCAGUACGGGAACUACAUGCCUUACAUGCCUCAACAGUGGCCACUGUACCCCCCUCCAUCCAUGAGUAUUCCACCUCAGUCUCCGAAUGAAGACGUCUUGAGUGCCCCGCCAUUUGACAGGACAUACCUUCAAUCUGUCCAGACCUCAGACUCUGAUAUAAAAGGAAAUGGAAAGGGAAGCUAUGGAGCAGGCAGCAGCCAUGAGCGGAGAGGUUCAGAAGAGAAAAACAACGAAAGUCAGAAACAAAAGGUGCUAGAGGAACGGGAAAAACUGAGACAAGAAAGAGACAUCCGCAUGAAAAAGAAAGAGUAUCUCAUGAAGGAACUGGAAAGACUUAGAAAACAGCAAGGUGAGCUUCUUCGAAAAAAGCGCCGCGAGAAAGAUGGCCACAAAGACCCAUUAUUGACAGAGAUCAGUCGCCUGCAGGAGGAGGUCAUUUCCCAGAUCUCUGUUUUACGCAAAGAACACGAGGCAGCCGAGAAGAAGCGCUCUGAAAUUGAUAAGGUGGCUGUCAUUUUGGGACUGAGUGCAUCUGACAAGCCACAGAAAGCGAGCAGGGCCGCUGGGAAUCUUGAACAACCAGUAACUGCAGAGAAGAAGGAGCCAGUUGGUAUCCCAGAGAAGUCCACCUCCUCUAAGAUGACAUCGUCCUCAAGAGCACUUCCAGACAAACAGAAGCAGAAUUCCAGCGCUCCACCAUCAGUGAUCCCCGACAGCCUAUUUGAAUACUAUGACGCGGGAAACCAUUGGUGUCAACACUGUAAUGUCACCUCUGGUUCCAUGUUCGAUUUUUUCACACAUUUGCAUAGCAAAUUGCACAGAAAGACACUGGAUCCAUAUAGCAGACCAUGGGCAUCAAGUUCUACAAAAAAUGAGAAGAAUGACUCUUCGGGAGAGAAAAUGGUUAAGCCUGCUAAAGGGUCUGAAUUAUUGCUGCCCGUGAGGGGAUUUUUCUGCCAGCUAUGUGAGGAGUUCUAUGGCGAUGCAAUUUGUGCAGAGGAGCAUGUCACCAGCCAUAUGCAUAAUGAGAAAUACAAGAAUCAAAUGUACGAGAAUCCACUCUAUGAACAGAGAAGGAACCUGGACCGCCAGGCUGGACUUAAUCUGGAAGGUGGAAAAAAGCUCAAAUUGAAACAUGAGCAACAGAACAGAGACAGUGCAGAGAAAGAAGAAAAACCCAAACACAACAAAAAAAAGGAUGAGGAGAAAUCUAAACCCAAGAAAAAGGAGGAAAAGAAGGACGAUGAAAGGCCCAAUAUUGCCAAGAAAGAGGAGGAGAAACCUUUUUAUAAUAAGAAAGAGGAGGACGAUAAAAACAAGUGCUUCCCGAAGGAGGAGUCGGACAGAUACAAGUAUAGCAAGGAGAUGGAAGAGAGGUCUAAGCACAGUAAGAGAGAAGAGGAGUAUAGAUACAAAUAUGGAAAGGAGGAGGAGCGAUACCCAUAUCGCAGGGAGGAGGACAACCUGUACAAACAUCACAGAGAGGAAGAUGAGAGAUCUAGAUGCGGUAGGGGAGACGAGAGGCCCAAACACAGCUGGAGGGACAAUGACAGCGAGGAAAGGGUUAGAUACAAUAGGGGGAAAGAGUCCAGGUCAAAAUAUGAUAGGAAGGAGGAGGAGAAGUAUAGAUUUGGAAAAGAGAAAGGGAAACCCAACGAGGAUGGACUGUCUAAAAAAGACAAGGCUGGGCAUUCAAAGGAAGAUACGUCAGGAUCUAAAAAGCAGUCGGAGAAACCUGCGGAGAAGCUAAGUGAGCCUCCCAAAAUAAUCUGCGGGCCGAGUCCAGCAAUGAGGGCGAAAUUGCGCAAGAAAAGCGAAGAAGCCACCAAAGGAGUGCCAGCAGCCCCAGUGGCUUUUGGGAAGUUCAGUUGGAAGAAAAAAGAAAGCGAACUUGCAAAAGAAGCUGAGAGAGUGGCGGCAGAGUUCUUAAAAGACGAGGAAGCCAAGGAAGCAGAAAGGCAAGACGGAGAUGAGGAUCCUUACUCAAAGUCUGUGGCGAUAGCCAAGAGUAUUGCCGUCAAGCUUUCAGGCACUGCUGUUAUCCCUAAUACCUGGGUACCAUACCAAUCUAACCGUGGCAGGAUACGUCCUAACCUUCCGGCCCCCUCAAUGGUCCUGAGGAAGUCAGUUGGGGAGUUCAACAAGCCUGCACCUCUAAAUGCUUUCCUCUCCAUCAGGCCACCCAGUGCUGGUACAGUGCCCCCAAUGAAAGUUAUAGAGAACCAGCCUCCAAUUGAUCCCAUGCUACCCCAAGAUAUAAUCUCCAAAGCCUUUGGUGGUCAGGAGGUGGUUUUGAACCAGCCAGAUAACUUUGUUAGUCCCAUUCUUUCCGUUCCCCCGAAAGUUAUGGACACAAAAGAUGAACCUUCCACAACUAUGUCUAUGCUGAUGACGAUGGAGUCUGAUGUAGGUGCACCGGGUGUGCCAGAGUGUGAGCAGAACCGUGCAGUGCUUGUCCAGCCCCCUCCUCUCAUGGCCAAAUACCAACCAGAAGUCCAGAAAUCAGACAAACCUAAGUCCAACCUUGCAGCAGCAAAAGCUCAAGAUUUGUUUGACAUAUUCUACAGCAGCAGUGUCCCAUCCCACACCAGUACGGUCACAAAAUUAUCUGUCUCUAAAAAUAAGGAACCCUUGGAAUCUGUAACCCUUAAAGCCCAGCCUCAAUCUAAACUUCCAACAGAACCCCAGUCUUCCCCACUACCCAAAACUGAGCCCCAGUCUACCCCUUUAUCCCAAAUCGAGCCCCAGUCUGAACUUCAAUCUGAACCUGAACCCAUGUGUGAACUCCAGUUUCAUCCUCUGCCCCAACCUGAACUUCAGCUUCAACCUGAACUUCAGCUUCAACCUGAACCACAAGCCCAACUACAUCCAGCUCACGAAAACUGUACUAGUGCUGAAAUGGACAUUCCAGACCCAAAGGAGUGUGAAGUUGCUAAUGAUGAUCCCUCUGCCGAGCCCAUGGAAAUCACAACAGAAGCACUGGGUCUCCCAGCUGAUGUCCUUACAUUAGACUUUGAUUACAACUUUUCCUUUGAAUGAAAUCUGCUAGUGGUCCAUCAUGGAGAAGGCCCUUUCAUGUAGUCGUCAAAUGGUGUGCUAUAGAGGAGGACAAGAGUUAUCUCCCACACCUGCUGCAAAACCUAUAAUGGUGGAGUUGCAGGCAGCUGAACAGUAAAUGGAUAUGAAUGUGAAAUUUCCAUUUAGAGAACUUAGAAUUCGUUUUGCAAGCCUUUGGUUUUGGGAAAUUGAUUACCCUCUUGUUCAUCAAAGUUGUUCUUUACUUCUUUAAGGUAAUGUACUGUAUAAAGUUGUGUUGUGUUAUAUUUUAGUUCAGAUAUAUACGUAUUCUUAAUCUUUCCUCCUCACUGGAUAAUUGAAAGGUGUUUUAAAACAGGAAACAGUGCUCAAGAUUAUGAAGACAUACCAGCAUGGUGGUUCUUCAUGGACCAAAAGAUUUCUCUGAAGAGUAUUUCUUUUUCAACUUCAUUAGAAUAACUAUCACUCUUUACAGCACCAUCCUGACAAGAAGAUGUGAAAUAGUGUUCCUAAACAUAAAUGUUCCUUUAUUUUUUUUUUUACACAUCUUUGUUUAAUUUUAGCCUUUUGUAUCCUGAACAUCCGUAUAUAAAAAUGUCAUCAUGUAACCACAAUUGAAGUAGUUUAAAUAAAAGCAUCUGUCCACA